Messenger RNA from Ostreococcus lucimarinus CCE9901, 1641 nucleotides. RefSeq lists its product with no specific name. Gene Ontology annotation, molecular function: iron ion binding; monooxygenase activity; oxidoreductase activity, acting on paired donors, with incorporation or reduction of molecular oxygen. NCBI's taxonomy places the organism in Eukaryota, Viridiplantae, Chlorophyta, Mamiellophyceae, Mamiellales, Bathycoccaceae. The record is from RefSeq and is a predicted model, not a curated record. The transcript has a single exon. The coding region runs from base 1 to 1641 and encodes 546 amino acids.
AUGUCGACGGCGACGCGCGGCGGCGCGCGCGUGGCGCGCGCGGGGCGAUGCUCGGGGCGUCGCGCGCGCGCGUCCGGGCGCGCGCGACGGUCGGGGGCGACGAAGGCUGGGGAAGACGAUGCGCUUCGAGGGACGCUGGACGCGGUCGCCGUCGCGACGCUUCGCGCGCUCGGUGGCGUCGCGCGCGACGUCGCGGGAAACGCGAACGUAAAGCCAGCGCGAUUUCCGCGAGGACCGCGCGAGGACGUGGCGCUGGAGUUGGUGUACGAUCCGUUAAAGUUUUUGGAACGCGCGAGAGAGGCGCACGGCGACGCAGUCGGGCUGACGCUCGCGGGAGAAAACGUCGUCCUCGUCAGCUCGCCGGCGCUGGCGAGAGCGGUUUUGGUGGAUCAGAGCGAAUGUUUUCAAAAAGAUGGCACGGCGUUCUUUCCUGGAUCGUCGUUGGCGGGGAAUGGGUUAUUGGUGAGCGACGGCGAGACGUGGGCUCGACAGCGACGGUUGAGUAAUCCGGCGUUUCGCAAGGCGGCGGUCGAGACGUACGCGCGGUGCAUGAUUGAGGUAGGUGAGAGGUUAGUGAAUAAGACGUGGUCGAGGCGGGGAAGGCGGGACGUGUACGCGGAUUUUAACGAUGCAACGUUGGAAAUUGUGGCGAGUGCGUUGUUCGGGGCAGACGUCGUCGGUGCGAGAGCGAGUAAGAUUAAUGGUGCGAUUAAGGAUAGCUUUGAAUUUUUUGGUCGGCGAGCGGCGACGGGAAUGAUUAUUCCCGAGUGGGCGCCGACUUUUGAUAACGUGCGGUACAACGAUGCGGUCAAAAGACUCGAUGAGGAGGUGUACAGUAUCAUUGCCAAACGUCGUCGAGCCAUGGCGAGUGGAGAACAAAAUAAUGAAUUGGACUUGCUCGAUCGUUUGUUGCUUGAAAAGGAUGAGAACGAGGGUGACGGCAACGACGCAACGGGGAUGUCGGACAAAGCCCUUCGCGAUGAGCUCAUGACACUCAUGGUUGCGGGACAAGAGACAAGCGCAAUUUUGUUGUCAUGGGCGUGCGCGCUCAUCGCUGAAAGGCCAUAUGUGGGCGAUAAGAUAGCCACCGAGGUCCGACAACACUUGAAAACCAAGGAAAAUGCUGGCUCGUCGCUCGAUGCGAGUGAUUUCUCGAAACUUCCGUACACCGAAGCGUGUAUCCUUGAGACGCUUCGCAUUCGCCCGCCAGCUUACAUGGUGGGUCGAUGCGCCGCGAGAGAUGUGGAGCUUCGAUCUGAUGUGUUCAUUACGAAAGGAACCACUGUUCUGAUCGCUCCGUAUCUGAUUCAAAGAGAUUCGCAGUAUUGGAACGACCCCAAAGCGUUCAAACCCGAACGAUGGUUGGUGAAAAGUCCGUAUUCGGAAGGAACGUUGGCGCGCGAUGCGUUGAAAAAUCUCGGACCAAAUGACGCAUACUUCCCGUUUGGAGGCGGCCCUCGCGUGUGCAUCGGCACUGGGUUCGCUAUGAUGGAGAGUGUUCUUUUACUCGCACUUAUUUGCAACGCGUGCGAACUACGUCUUCCCCCGGGAUCGAGCGCGCCAAAGCCAAAAGCUUUGAUUACCCUGCGCCCGGAUGAAAUCAAGCUUGACGUCGGACCGCGGCCAAGAAGCGUCUUUUAA